AUCAGAAUGGAGCCUGCCGGGACGCAUUACUAGGGCGACGGCUGGACGCCUCCUCGCUUUGGGAUGAAUUAGCGGCGGGUUCUGCCCGGAGGUUGUGACCCCUUCGGAGUCCCAGGCUAGUCCUCGCGCCCCCCACGGCGUCGCACGGAGUCCCCUGCCAGUGACAGGUGGGAGGCUGGAACUGUCAGGCUGAAAGACAGAGUUGAGAUUCUCUUCUGGGAAGCUGGCAACAAAAGGAGGAUAUGAUAUCUUGUGUUCCAGGGAAAAAUAAAUUGUGAUGCUACUGAACCCAUGGGCAAUUAACAAGGCAGUUACUAGCUACUGAAUGUACCUUCUGAAAUCAGGACUGUAAAAGCUUUGGAAUCAUGAUGUCAUGGAAAGGGAUUUACUUUAUACUCACUCUGUUUUGUGGAAGCUUUUUUGGAAGCAUUUUCAUGCUGAGUCCCUUUUUACCUUUGAUGUUUAUAAACCCAUCUUGGUAUCGCUGGAUCAACAACCGCCUUGUGGCAACCUGGCUCACACUACCUGUGGCAUUGUUGGAGACCAUGUUUGGUGUAAAAGUGAUUAUAACAGGUGAUGCAUUUGUUCCUGGAGAAAGAAGUGUCAUUAUCAUGAACCAUCGGACAAGAAUGGACUGGAUGUUCCUGUGGAACUGUCUGAUGAGAUAUAGCUACCUCAGGUUGGAGAAAAUUUGCCUCAAAGCCAGUCUCAAGAGUGUUCCUGGAUUUGGUUGGGCCAUGCAGGCUGCUGCCUAUAUCUUCAUUCAUAGGAAAUGGAAGGAUGACAAGAGACAUUUUGAAGACAUGAUUGAUUAUUUUUGUGAUAUCCGUGAACCACUUCAACUCCUCAUAUUCCCAGAAGGGACUGAUCUCACAGAAAACAGCAAGGCUCGAAGUAAUGAAUUUGCUGAAAAGAAUGGACUUCAGAAAUAUGAAUAUGUUUUACAUCCAAGAACUACAGGCUUUACUUUUGUUGUAGACCAUUUAAGAGAAGGUAAGAACCUUGAUGCCGUCCAUGACAUCACUGUAGCGUAUCCCCACAACAUUCCUCAGUCAGAGAAGCACCUGCUCCAGGGAGACUUCCCCAUGGAAAUCCACUUUCACGUCCACCGAUAUCCAAUAGACACCCUCCCCACAUCCAAGGAGGACCUUCAGCUCUGGUGCCACAAGCGGUGGGAAGAGAAAGAAGAGAGGCUGCGUUCCUUCUAUCAAGGGGAGAAGAACUUUUACUUUACUGGCCAGAGUGUGAUUCCACCUUGCAAGUCUGAGCUUAGGGUCUUUGUGGUCAAAUUGCUCUCUAUUCUGUACUGGACCCUUUUCAGCCCUGCAAUGUGCCUACUCAUAUAUUUGUAUAGUCUUGUGCGAUGGUAUUUUAUAAUCACCAUUGUAAUCUUUGUGCUGCAGGAGAGAAUAUUUGGUGGACUGGAAAUCAUAGAACUUGCAUGUUACCGUUUUUUACACAAACAGCCAUAUUUAAAUUCAAAAAAAAAAUAAGUAAGAUUAUAAGGUUCACAAUGUAAGAACCUAGGGGAUAUUUUGGAAAUGUUCUAAGCCUUUGUAAACUGAGAUGCAUUUUUGCAUGACUAUGUCAAAUAUUUCUUACUGCCAUCAUUAUUUGUUAAAGAUAUUUUACACUUAAUUUUGUGGGAAAAAUAUUGCUACAAUUUUUUUUAAUCUCUGAACGUAAUUUUGAUAUUGUGUAUGUAGCAGGGAGCGAUUGUUAUGAAAUAACUCGGGCCAGAAUAUUAUUAAACAAUCAUCAGGCUGUCAGCAGAUAAGGAACACACAAGGUUUUCUUAAAGACCCAAUCCUAUUUUCUAACAGACUCUCUAAGACCACAGGCAGAUCUGGAAUUCAUGAGCACUGGCUCAGACCAUGUGCUAUUUAACUGUCCAGGUCACCUUAUCAAGGUGGGCACUGUUCCUCUAGGUCCCCAGGCAGGUGGUGCCCAGGCUCCUUCCCUUAGUGCACUCCUUCCUGUGCCAAUCAGACCCAUUUCAUCCUUCCUUAAGAUCAGAACCCGGAACUCCCUUGUUCUUUAGCUGUUCAAACAUUUUGAAGGAAGCCCUUCAUUAUUCAUAGAAUCUUGUGCUAACCAAGAUGUCAGAAGACCCCCUGUUCCCAUUUAUCUUGUGAAAGAUAAGACCUGGAUGUGUCUUAGGGAGCAACCCCAGACUCCCCACUUUGAAACCUUGAUUUGAGUUUUAAAAAAUAGGAAUUAAUAUAGUUCAUGUUCUUCACUCAUACUCAACUCAGUCUUGCAUGCUUGAUGCUGGUUUUCUUACAACUUGGUGGCAUAUGUAGCUUUUUCUGCAUUAAAAAUAAAAAUGGUAUAACAUGAAGUCACUCCUUUUUUCUAAAGGAAUACUUAGAAGAACAUUCUGUUAUUGCAGCUGUUUUUUUUACAACCUACCAAAAAAGGAAGGUUGUGUUUUCUACAUGUGCAUGGAUAUCUAACAUCUGCCAUUAAAACAACAAAAAAAAUACUUGCAGACAGGGCAGUGAUGUUUUAUCCUAAAUUAUUCAACCCUGUAGGCCUGACAAAUUUUACUCUUUAAACCAAAAUGAAAACACAAAAAUAAAUCCUUUUUAAUGAUAGCAAGGGAUCUCUUUUAGUCAUAGUCUUCCUCUUUCAAUAACAAUAUUUAAACCCACUUUUGAUCGAUUGCCUAAAUAUUCCUGUCAUUUGGAGUCAGUGGAAAAUCCAGCAAACCAACAGCACCAAUCUUCUGCUGAGGCAAAAGAAACAUGUCGUUUUUGUUUUCACUCUAUUGGAGCCUUGUGCUCCUUUUUUUUUUUUUUUUUUUUUUGUCAUGUAAUAGGGAUGCUGGUCAGAGCUGCAGAAAAUAUGAGGCAAUUAAAAGUCUUUAGCUGUUAGCAAAUCUGUCAGUUUUACUUCUGCAUUGAACCAGCCUCAAAAGCUACUUACUGCAUGAUGUACUCUUUGGGCAUGAAUGCCUUCUCUUUCAUUACAUCUCAUUUUUGCUUGACAGUGACCUACCCAAUAAUUGAAUCGUGCAUUGCCAUGAAAGGUAAACACAUCGUGAGCUGAACUUUCCAAGCAGAUUCUUUGAGAAAGUGCUGGUUGAGGAUGAACAUUGUUGACACAUCAUUUUUAUUGGAAGAGCAUUAACUGGUGGUGCCUCUCCUGUAAUGUACCAACCUAUGUUUAACUGCUCCCCCAAAGCUGUUUCUAAUCCUUCUGGGAGCUACUAAUUAGUAUUAUGCACAUCUGCUCCAAACCUAGCUGUUUAACUUCGUUGUUUUUAGGGUUUGUGUUUGGUUUUUUUUAAUAAACAAAAAGAAAAACUUCUUUUUUCUUUACUUAAUAAAAGAGGUUCCUUAUUUACAUUUCUUUAAGACUUCCUUUGGUUAUAUUUGGAAACAAAUAGUUUAACAGUCAGGAUUGUAUAUUUGUCCUGGGUAAAAGAGAAGAGCUGUGCUUUUUACCCCAAAGUUGUUGGUAAUAGAGCCCAUCUGCCCUUCCUACAAACCUGCCUGGCUCAUCAAGGUAUAACUUCUAUUAAUUGCAGGUCCUCUUUAACUCUCUCAAACCUUUAAAAGGGAAAAUCUCUCUUUUUUAUUUUUUUUACUUUUUUUUUUCUUUUGAUCAUAGAAAACAUGUUUAAGAUAAAAUACAAACUUUAUAUUACCUACCCAAAAUUCAAAUGGACAUUGUAUUUGCUUUAAGAUUUAGAAAUAGUAACUCCAAUAAGUACCUUUUCUUUUUUUUUUCAAUAAGGCUUUUUAAAAAUUAGUAAUUAUUUGUGUUUUCCUAC
This is a messenger RNA of Microcebus murinus (gray mouse lemur), 3778 nucleotides long. The record is from RefSeq and is a predicted model, not a curated record. Lineage: Eukaryota; Metazoa; Chordata; Mammalia; Primates; Cheirogaleidae.